This is a messenger RNA of Periophthalmus magnuspinnatus, 638 nucleotides long. It is a transcript of the gene lamtor2, whose product is annotated as late endosomal/lysosomal adaptor, MAPK and MTOR activator 2. Bases 104 to 481 code for a protein of 125 amino acids. The record is from RefSeq and is a predicted model, not a curated record. Gene Ontology annotation, cellular component: Ragulator complex. Gene Ontology annotation, molecular function: molecular adaptor activity; guanyl-nucleotide exchange factor activity. Gene Ontology annotation, biological process: cellular response to amino acid stimulus; positive regulation of TOR signaling. The transcript has 4 exons. NCBI's taxonomy places the organism in Eukaryota, Metazoa, Chordata, Actinopteri, Gobiiformes, Gobiidae.
AGGAAGCAAACAUUGCCUGUCAGCUGACUGUUCCGCUCUGUAGUCUGUAGUCCGCAGGCUGCAGCUGUUUUCGGAGCAGAUCGGUUCUGUUUUUGCGGCAGAAAUGUUACGACCGAAGGCUCUGACCCAAGUCCUGAGCCAGGCCAACACCAACGGAGUCCAGAGCACGCUUCUUUUGAACAGCGAGGGCUCCCUGUUGGCCUAUUCUGGGUAUGGGGACACAGACGCCCGAGUGACUGCCGCCAUCGCCAGCAACAUCUGGGCAGCCUACGACAAGAAUGGACACCAAGCCUUCAAUGAGGACAAGCUCAAGUUUAUCUUGAUGGACUGCAUGGAGGGCAGAGUAGCAAUCACGCAGGUGGCCAACCUUCUGCUGUGUAUGUACGCCAAAGAAACGGUGGGCUUCGGCAUGCUCAAGGCCAAGGCGGAGGCGUUGGUGCAGUACCUGGAGGAGCCCUUAACUCAAGUGGCAGCGUCAUGAAACUGACCUCCUUCCUGGAAAGUGACCAAUCAGCUGCCAGAUGUCUUGUUUGUGGAGGACCCCUGUGUGUGUGUGUGUGUGUGUGUGUCUGUGUGGAGCAUGUGUAAAUAAUAAAGUGUUUUCUAUGCUAACAAUAAAACGUAUGGAUUUGAUUCAC